Uranotaenia lowii is the source of this 2918-nucleotide messenger RNA. RefSeq names its product claspin-like. Gene Ontology annotation, molecular function: anaphase-promoting complex binding. The annotation marks the transcript as partial. NCBI's taxonomy places the organism in Eukaryota, Metazoa, Arthropoda, Insecta, Diptera, Culicidae. The transcript has 3 exons. The record is from RefSeq and is a predicted model, not a curated record. Gene Ontology annotation, biological process: mitotic DNA replication checkpoint signaling; mitotic G2 DNA damage checkpoint signaling; activation of protein kinase activity.
AAUACGAUUGAGUUGAAAAUUGAAGUGAUUCUGCCAGUUUAAUUUUAUUUUAAAUUACCUAUAAUUACCUAUAAUACCUGACCAAGUUUGUUAAAUAUAAAGUCAUGUCAAAUAUGGAUGAAGACUCGAACCAGAGCUCAUCUCGGGCCUCAGGUAGUAGUAUUAGCCAACAACAUCGUUUAUUGCUAAUGGAUGAAUCAAAACACUGCGAAUCGGAUUCUGAAAUGACUCUGAUGGAUUAUGACGACGAAUCCGAUUCGGAACUUCCGGCUGGAGAUACUUUGCGAAUGGACGAAGACUCAGCAGAAGAAAAAUCUAAUGAACCGAAUGCCGUCACUGAUGAAACGAAAGUCGGACGAUUGUCAGCUUCACCAUUUGAAUUUGAAAACGCAGUAAUUGAAAAUCCGGAAACCAAAAUUAGUAACUCUGGCCAAAAAGAUUCGGAUGGAGAAAUGCACACAAAUAAAAUUUCGGGAGACCGUAGAAAAUUAACGGCACUUAUCGAUAGUGAUACUGACGAUGACGAACAUUCGGCAAAGAAAUCGGAUGGGAUAAUAAAGCGAGAGAAACCAACCAAGAAGAUGAUACCACGACUUUUUGAUAGUGAUUCUGAAAAUGGUUAUGAUGAAAACUUAAGAUCGGAUCAUAUAGUUUCUGAUUUACAAACAAGCGAUCUUUCUGAAAGAAAUAAAGCGGAUGAACGUAUAACUAGAUUGGCGACGUUAGUUGACUCAGAUUCGUCCAGUUCCUCAGAAAAUGGAAAAGAGGAUAAUAGAAAGAAAAUUCUCAAGAAAGUAAAAACGAAAAAGGAUCCCAAAAAACCUAGAGACAAAAAGAAAGCUAAGGAUUUGCUUGCCAGUCUCAAUCUUGAUUUCAGUGAUGAUAGCAGGUCCCGAAGUCCUGUGGCUAGUGACGAAUCUGAUGGAAGCCAAAAUUCAGGAAGUAAUAGUGAAUCCGAAGAUGAAUCUUCUCCAACAACAAAAAAUCAACGAAAAAUAUCAAAAAAUCAUAAUUCUGAAGAUCGUCCUCAAAGGAUGACAGCAAAAGCAGCUAUGGAACAGAUGAAGGUCAUUCAGAGUGAAUCGCAGCGCAUGACAAGGGAAUCGCAAAUAUCUGUCCCAUAUCAUCGACCAAAGCAGCACACUUUGCAGGAAUUUCUCAAUCGCCGAAACAUUAAUAAACCGGCUCAAGCACUUGCCACAGGAAGUGGUUUAGCAGAAGGACGUCGCAAACUAGCGGCUGCUAUUAAAAUGACGCCCGAACAAUUGGCUGCAUUCGCUAAACGAUUAGAGGAUCGAGAGCGGGAAGCCAUCGAGUUUUUUAAAAGCGUAAAUGAAAAUGAUUCUAAACAAUGCGCUGAUGCCUAUGAGGGUUCAAAUGGUGAAAAACCAAAUUCAACUAAUUUCAGCAUGAAUAGCUCGGAACUUCACCAAGUCGAACAAGUUGAAACUCAGGUUGAACUUUUAGAAGAUAAAACUGGUGAAGGACUCGUAGAAGCACUUGCUGUAACGAAGAACAGUUCACUCGAAAUGGAUAACAAUGUAAGUUUACUUCAGCCAGCUGAAACUGAAUUGGAAACACUCCGAGUAUCUGAUACCGAGGAAGAUCCGCUAGACGCAUUAGUCAACAAAACUCAUGAAAAUGUUGAACAGCUCUUGUCCCAACAACAGAUGGAACCAAUUGCUGGAACAAGCCGGGAAUCACAACGAAUUGAUUACGAUUUAUUUCCAUCAGAAUCAAAUUCAAACAACAGGGUUCAACGUGCAGCUGAAUUGGUUUUAACAGAUAACUCUAUACCAACUUUUCCAACGCUCAAAGGUGGCCCAGAUAUGGUAAUAGAUUUGGAUUCGGGAGACGUUAAACCAAAAACGCCAUCUGGUGCCGAUAUAUUAUUUCAACGCUUUGCCAAGUGUAGCGGUAAAAAAUCGAAGAAAACCCAUCAGUUAAGCAUUUUGAAUGCAGACAAUGGGAUCAUUGCUUUGGACACCGUUCAUUUAGUUCCCCUUGAAAAAGAUGAUCGGGAUCCCAACGGCAAGGAACCGAUUCCUGGAGCUGCAUAUAUGAAACUGAAGCAGAGCCUGAGGGAAAAAAUGGAACGUAAGCGUCGAGAAGCUCUCGAGAAGCGAGAACAGGAAAUGCAACAAGCAAAGAAGUUGGAUGAUGAUGAUGAUGAAGAGGAAGAAGAGAUUUUAGAAGACGAUGACAUGGACGAUGAAGAAAAAGACGACGACGACAUUGAGUAUAAUGAGGUGGAACUAGGGAACGGUCUUCUGGAUGUCGAAGCGGAUGUUGAUGAAGACGGCGAAAAAGAAAACGAUGAGUUGAUAGAUGAUGAAGAGACAACACAUAAAUCAGAAGAAUCCUCAGAAGAAAGUAGUGAUGAAGAACCAGAAAACACAGGAGAAAAGAAAAAAAGUAGAAUCAUAGCAGCAUUCGAGGACUCUGAUGAUGAAGCUGUAGUUAAAGAUGUAGGUCUUUUGGAAGGUACAAGCACGAACGAUUUAUUUUCCUAUCAAAAGGAAAGUGAAUUUUUAUCUGGUGGGAACAAAAAUAAUCUAUGGAAGAAUACAGAAUCAGCCCCAAGUGCAACUCAAGUCGAACAAGAUCUUCUUGCUCUUUGUUCGGGGCGUUUCGUCGAUACUCAAAACGUAUUUUCAACCCAAGGAGCCGAAUCACUCUGCACAACGCAAACAAUGACUGAACCACAAUCAGGAAUGACUAUCACCCAAAGCGAAAAAGAACCGCAAAGCGGUCUCGAAACCAGUACAAAUCUUUUCACUCAGCCAUCAGAAACUCCUCAAAUCAGCGAUACCCAGCUAAUAGAACUUUGCUCGGGUACAUUCGCCAGUCAGGCUCAGGAUAUAACCGAUAUUGGCCUAACUCAGCAAAAAAGCCCGUCAACUGAGUUAGUUAAAAAA